Molecule: messenger RNA, 874 nt
Organism: Daldinia decipiens
Lineage: Eukaryota; Fungi; Ascomycota; Sordariomycetes; Xylariales; Hypoxylaceae
Exons: 2
Coding region: 231-497 (88 amino acids)
Source: RefSeq, a predicted model, not a curated record
AUCAUCAUCAUCAUCAGCAACAUAGACAUCUUCACUCAUCAAUUAUAAAAUAUUUCAAAAAGACAUCUCCACUCCCAAGUCUCUAGAGCAAUAUAGACAUCUCACCUCUUGAAGCUCAUCUCAACUCAGAAAAAAGUCUACUUCGAAACCUUGUCUUAUUAGACACUUAGCUAUAACGACAACCAUCCACACUUCUUAAACUUCCCAAGUUUCAAACCCCUGAAGUCAAAAUGUCAGCCAUCGCCGCCAACGCCGCCCGAUACCCCCUUUCCGCUCUUGCCCGGCAAGCUUUCAAGAGCUUUCGGCAAUCAGCCCGGAUUGUUGAGGGCCCUACCGAAGCACUCCCCUCAGCCGGCCCGUCUCAGCGCGCGGACUGGGGCCGCAUCGCACGAGCUCGUCUCGGUGUUGCUGCAGUAUACUUCCCUGCUCUAGGCGGUUUCCUCGCUUGGCCUUUCAUCAGCAAGGCCGCCCUCAACGGCCACAUGGGACAGUUCUAAUUCGCUUCGAACAUGUGUUACCUUUACAUACCGGGUCAUACAAUAUCCAUCGUUCACUAAUUCGACGAUUAUACACCUGUACAUAGAGUCCUCAAAUUUACGACAUCCGGAAGGCGUUUUUGGGUUGCCAGAGAGAAACAGAAUAACUGGCUGUUUUCUACAUAAUGAUAUCAGAGGCGUUCCGGCUCACUACUUAACCUAAUCAGUUUGAAGAGGGGUAAAUAGGGGAAAAUCGUCUGGAGUCGUAUAACGUUGUCGACCAUCUUCAACCUCUUCUAUAUGUCUACCUUCUAUAUCUAUAUAUACUUAUCAAGAUAUAACAGUACCGUUGACCGCAUGAGCGGCAGCAGAAAUAUCAGUUCCUUUAUCAUUUCCAC